This is a messenger RNA of Elaeis guineensis (African oil palm), 2084 nucleotides long. Lineage: Eukaryota; Viridiplantae; Streptophyta; Magnoliopsida; Arecales; Arecaceae. The record is from RefSeq and is a predicted model, not a curated record.
AAGCUGUGGCAAAUGUUUGCCCCUUCUCCGAUUCUUUUGGGGAUUUUCCUUCUCCUCCUCUCCAAAUUCAGAAGUAUUUUGGAAAAACCGAACAAGGCAAGUGCUAGGUUUUUGAAUCACCUCGGUUAUGCUGUUUAGAUCCGUCAAUGAUUUACAUUUGCGCAAAAGAGUUGGGAUUUUGGUGAAUUCUGUUGUAAUGUUUAUAGGUUUGUAGAGGAAUUGGGUAGGGUUCUUGUUAACGGAAUGUGGGUAGUCUUUUGGGUAGCAGAUGUCAUCUAACCUGUUUGGUAUUUCGUGAAAGAUCCAAUCUUUCGUUCUUUGGAAACUCUGGGAUCUUUUGGGACUUUGUGUAUUGUGGGGUUCUUGAAGGUUGGUGAGAGGUAGAGGAUUCUAUAGGGUUAAGAACCAUCUAAUUAAGUUGCAUGUUGCAGUGAUUUGGAUCUUGCUACCCAAGAAGAAACAGAUUAUUAAUGACUUUUUAGCUUGCAAAGAAUUCCUACGAAGCCGAUUGUUUUUAUUCCUUGGAUUAAGUUUCUUUGGAACACUUCAUUUCCUGGAACCUUUCGGUGUUACUUGGAUUUAGGAUUCUCAAGCUUGGCACAUUUUUGGGGGAAUAGGAAAGAAACUUGUGGUGCAGUUUCUCGAGGAAGGGUUGAAUUACAUCAUAAUUUUUGAUAGCAAAGAAUGGUGGAUUAAUGUUUUGUGAAGGAAGAUGGCGGCCGGCGCUGAAUUCUCACCUACUGUCGCGAUGUUAGAAGGCAGGUAUGGAGGCAAGGAAAAUGGAUCUUCUGCAGGUGCUGAAGAUCCUGAGACUCUGGAGGAUGUGAAGGAAUCGAAAUCUGGGAAGCCGCCUCGACAUCUUUCAGUCAUCCGGCAUUGUGGGAGCACCGCCCGCUUCACUGAUUCCACUGAUUUAGAUUUGGUGGCGAGGCUGGGCUUGACAUCUCCACCACAAGGGCAGUCUGGUUUCUUGCCUGUGUUUCGGUCUGGAAGCUGCUCUGAGAUGGGGCCAAAAUCAUACAUGGAGGAUGAGCACAUCUGCAUAGAUAAUUUAGUUGAGCAUCUUGGAGAUCCUCCAGAUUUCCCAUCACCGGGUGCUUUUUAUGGGGUAUUUGAUGGACAUGGUGGUACAGAUGCAGCAUCAUUUGUUCGAGAGAACCUUCUCAAAUUUAUAAUUGAGGACGGUCAUUUCCCCACUCGUGUGGAUAAGGCUAUAAAGAGUGCAUUUGUGAAAGCUGAUCAUGCAUUUGCUGAUUCCUGUUCUCUUGAUCGCUCCUCUGGAACCACAGCUUUGACAGCCUUUAUUUUUGGAAGGACUAUGCUUAUUGCAAAUGCAGGCGACUGCCGGGCUGUAUUGGGGAAGCGUGGACGAGCAAUUGAACUUUCCAGGGACCAUAAACCCAACUGCAACAGCGAAAGACUUAGAAUCGAGAGACUUGGCGGCAUGGUCUAUGAUGGGUAUUUGAAUGGUCAGCUAUCUGUAGCGAGGGCUCUUGGUGAUUGGCACAUGAAGGGGUCAAAAGGUGUUGCCUGCCCCUUGAUCGCUGAACCGGAGCUGCAGGAGACAACCCUUGCUGAGGAAGAUGAAUUCCUAAUACUCGGCUGUGAUGGUCUCUGGGACGUGAUGAGCAGUCAGUGUGCGGUCACGAUGGCCAGGAAAGAGCUCAUGAUCCACAAUGAUCCUGAGAGGUGUUCAAGAGAGCUAGUUCGGGAGGCACUCAAGCGCAACAGUUGUGACAAUCUAACUGUUGUGGUCGUUUGCUUUUCACCCGAUCCACCCCCUCGCAUCGAAAUCCCAAGAUCACGAGUACGGAGAAGCAUAUCAUUGGAGGGGCUGCAUGUCCUCAAGGGGGCUUUGGAUAGCAAUUGAUGUCAGGUUCAUUUUUUGGAGAUCUGUAGCUUGUAAACAAGUUGGGGUCUUUAAAAAUUUUGGCUGGAAAAUAAAUUGCAAUAGGUAGGAGCAAAUUCUUUUUUCUGAGGGCGUAGGGUAGUCUUGUACAUUUGAGAUUAAAUUAUUUGUACCAACGGGAAACAUUUGAUUGUUUCUUGCUUAUCCCAUUGAAGUUUUCUUUAGCAUUCCAAAA